Molecule: messenger RNA, 4561 nt
Organism: Nannospalax galili (Upper Galilee mountains blind mole rat)
Lineage: Eukaryota; Metazoa; Chordata; Mammalia; Rodentia; Spalacidae
Gene: Sec23ip
Product: SEC23 interacting protein
Exons: 19
Coding region: 99-3092 (997 amino acids)
Biological process (GO): endoplasmic reticulum to Golgi vesicle-mediated transport
Cellular component (GO): COPII-coated ER to Golgi transport vesicle
Molecular function (GO): metal ion binding; protein binding
Source: RefSeq, a predicted model, not a curated record
CAAGUGCGGAAGUACGCUGGCACCUAGGGCGAGCGGCUUCCGGCCCGUGAUGUUGCACCGGGUUCCCAGAGCCACGUAACGAACGGUGGGCUGCAGCCAUGGCCGAGAGGAAGAGCAACGGCGGCGCGGCCUCCGCCUCCUCGUCAGGCACCAACUUGCUCUUCUCCUCCUCAGCCACCGAGUUCAGCUUCAAAGUUCCGUUCAUCCCGGUCACUCAGGCCGCCGCCGCGCCGGCCUCCCUGCUUCUGCCCGGAGAAGACUCCACAGACGUUGGUGAGGAGGAUAGCUUCCUUGGACAGACCUCUACUCAAGCAUCUCCUCCGCAAACGUUUAGUUACUUCUCUCAGGUCUCCAGUGGUACUGACCCUUUUGGGAACAUUGGACAGUUGCCCUCAACAACUGCAGCAACGGCGGUUGGACAGUUGGCAUUCUCCAAGCCCCCAGAUGCCCUUCCCUUUACAACCGGAUCCCAAGAUGUGUUGAAUGCAUUUCCGCCAUCUGUUUCAAAGGCUAAUUAUGGUGCUGCACCUUCCUCACAGAUGGGAAUAAAUACCUAUUUGCCUUCUCAGCCGAGUAGUCUCCCUCCUUCUAAUUUUGGGACCCCACCCCAAGGAGUUUCCCCACAAGGACACAAUCCAUAUCGCCACACUCCUGUCAGCAGCAGGGCGAAUCCCUAUAUUGCACCCCCACAACUGCAGCAGUGUCAGUCGCUGGCUCACCCCUCCUGUCCUCCACCUUCUGGACCCCUUGUGCAGCCAUACCAGGUACCCCCAGGAUCUUUGCCGCCGCUUCCUACACCAGUACAGUCACCAGCACAGCAGCAGGUACCUGCCAGACCUGCAGGCCCCCUUGUACAGGGGCCUCCUCCUUUUGUACUUCAGAACCAGUAUGAACCUGUUCAGCCCCACUGGUUUUACUGCAAGGAGGUGGAGUCUAAGCAGCUGUGGAUGCCUUUCAGUGUGCUGGACUCUGUGAGUCUUGAAGAAGUCUAUAAUUCAGUGCAGCCAGACCCUGAGAGUGUGGUUCUAGGCACGGAUGGAGGGCGCUACGAUGUUUACCUCUAUGACCGAAUAAGGAAGUCUGUGUACUGGGAAGAGGAGCCAGCUGAAGUAAGACGGUGUACUUGGUUUUACAAAGGGGACACAGAUAGCCGAUUCAUUCCCUACACAGAGGAGUUCAGUGAGAAGCUAGAGGCUGAAUAUAAAAAGGCCGUAACCACACAUCAGUGGCACCGCAGAUUAGAGUUUCCAAGUGGAGAGACCAUCGUUAUACACAAUCCAAAGGUUAUCGUACAGUUUCAGCCUUCCUCGGUGCCGGAUGAGUGGGGUACCACACAGGACGGACAGACGAGGCCCAGGGUUGUGAAGCGUGGGAUUGACGACAGCCUUGAUGAAAUUCCCAGUGGGGAAAUGCCUCAAGUUGACCAUUUGGUGUUUGUGAUACAUGGCAUUGGGCCUGUGUGUGACUUGCGCUUUAGAAGCAUCAUCGAAUGUGUGGAUGAUUUCAGGGUGGUUUCUCUCAAGUUGCUACAGACACAUUUCAAGAAGUCUGUAGAGGAAGGGCGAGUCAGCAGAGUGGAGUUCCUCCCUGUUCACUGGCACAGUGCCUUGGGUGGAGAUGCCACAGGCGUUGACAGGAAUAUUAAGAAAAUCACUUUGCCAAGUAUUGGUAGGUUUCGGCACUUCACUAAUGAAACCUUGCUAGACGUCUUAUUUUAUAACAGCCCCACUUACUGUCAGACCAUCGUGGAGAAAGUGGGCCUGGAGAUAAACCGGCUGCAUGCACUCUUUAUGAGUCGGAACCCAAACUUCAAAGGAGGAGUCUCUGUUGCUGGUCACAGUUUAGGUUCUUUGAUACUGUUUGACAUCCUAUCUAAUCAGAAGGAUCUGAGUAUCUCUAAGUCUCCUGGGUCUCUGGCUGUUGCUAAUGGAGUUGUGAAGCAGCCGAAUUUUCAGCAGAUACCUGAAGAAUCAAAGCAGAUGUCAGAUGAGUCAUGUGACCUUGAUGUUGAAAAUGAAGAAGUCCUAACUUUGCACGAAACUCUGGAAGCUCUUAGCCUCUUUGAAUAUAUGAGCACUUUUGAAAAAGAAAAGAUUGAUAUGGAAUCUCUGCUUAUGUGUACAGUUGAUGACCUGAAGGAGAUGGGGAUACCCCUUGGGCCCAGGAAGAAGAUAGCCAAUUUCGUGAAACUUAAAGCAGCCAAACUAGAGCAGAAAAAAGCAGCAUCAGAAAAGAAGGCGGUGAUGGCUGCUCUGACGAAAGGCCAGGAUGAGAGUGCUCAGAAGACCAAGGGGGUGGCUUCUCCCCCUGCAGCCAACGCGUCAAAGAGGAAGCUUCCAGUUGGUGCUUGUGUGUCUUCUGUACAUGUUGACUAUGAGUCCUUUGAAGUUGGCACAGGACAGGUUUCUGUUGCUUACAACUCACUAGACUUUGAACCAGAAAUUUUCUUUGCCUUGGGAUCUCCCAUCGGCAUGUUUCUCACUAUUCGGGGUGUGGACAGGAUCGCUGAGAACUACCGGCUUCCUACGUGCAAAGGGUUCUUCAAUAUUUAUCACCCGCUUGAUCCGGUGGCAUAUAGAUUAGAACCUAUGAUUGUUCCAGAUUUGGACCUAAAAGCAGUUCUCAUUCCACAUCACAAAGGCAGGAAAAGACUUCAUUUAGAGUUGAAAGAAAGUCUCUCUCGUAUGGGAUCUGACUUGAAGCAGGGCUUUAUUAGCUCUCUGAAAAGUGCUUGGCAGACGCUUAAUGAGUUUGCACGGGCUCACACCUCUUCAACUCAGUUACAGGAAGAACUGGAGAAGGUGGCCAAUCAAAUCAAAGAGGAGGAAGAGAAGCAAGUCGUUGAAGCAGAAAAGAUUGUUGAAAGUCCAGAUUUUUCCAAGGAUGAGGACUACUUAGGAAAGGUUGGAAUGUUAAACGGAGGCCGCCGAAUUGAUUAUGUUCUUCAAGAGAAGCCAAUAGAGAGUUUUAAUGAGUAUCUUUUCGCUCUUCAGAGUCACUUGUGCUAUUGGGAAUCUGAAGAUACUGCCCUCUUGUUACUUAAAGAAAUUUAUCGAACAAUGAACAUUAGUCCAGAGCAGCCCCAGCAUUGAUCAGACUUCCAUUUUACUGUGAAGUCCCAGCAUGAAUUCCAUCGCUGAGAGAAUCCUGAGGCGGUUCCCUGGUUGCUCCUGUGGUGGAUGACAGAAAAGCGGUUCGUCGACAGUUGCUAACAUAGAAUCCUCAGGUGUAGGGAUUCAUUUUUAAAAAUGCACAGAACAGAAAGAUACUGAAAAGAAACCAGUACUGUGUUUGGACAGUGUAGGUGAGAAGACGCAAUACCAGAAUGAUGAUAGAAUGAAGCAGCGGAAAUCGUCAGUCUCUUGAGCUGUGCAGUCAUCAGUUAGUGUGGUCCUAAAGAAGAGAUGCUCACACCACGCAGAUGGUUAUUUCUGUUUCUUAAAAAACUAUUGUCAGCUAUUAAAUUUAUAUUUUCUUUUUAUUAAUGUAAUAUUUUCUUUUUAAGUAUGGACUCCUUGAGAAACUAUGCUAACAUGAUUUUUAAGACACUUCUGCUGUACUUUAAAUGUGAAUUGCUCUGAGCUGCCCUGAUACAGGAUUUUCCUGUUUGUGAAGAGGAAGUAGCCAGGGUCUCCUGUGUUCUGAGCUGGAUCUGCGGCUUUGCACGGCCUAUUGCCACUGCCGAGAGUCUAGUUGUAGAAGGAGUGGAGCUCUUUACCUCCCAGAAAUCCUGCGAUGGCCUCUCAUGGCAUGUCUACCCCCACUGAGAGCCAGAGCAGAUGGCAGACUUUCAUCUUGUCGCCCGAGGUAGCUAGCGGUGCCACCUGCUCAUGGCUGAAGUCUAGUUAGUGUGAGAACCAAAGUAGGAGUUUUUAUUCUUUGAUUUGUUUUCAUUUCACUUAUACCAAAGUGUUUGAAAGGGUGAAAUGUACUGCCUUGUAAAGCUACCUGCUGAGAAGACUACUGUGUAACAUUUCACUUUGUUUCACUAUAAGCUCAAGUUGUCUAGAUAUUUUCCUAAUACUAAAACAGAAAUGCUGAUUUUCUUUUGUUGCAUAAUAGAAACAUUUUAUGUUUGCAUAGUUCUCACAGAACGUGAAAUUUUUUGAAAACAGCAUAUGAUGCACAUUUUUUUGUAUGUAAUUGGUAUGAAUAAAGUAAUAUCAUUGGUUUUUUUAAAGCAGGAAUUGGGUAUUUCUCACAUCUUCCUUGAAAGUGUUCCUGAGCUCAGUGUUUGUUCCUGUUUCAUUGAGUGGCCUCUGUGCAGUUAAUACAUAACUUUAGCAUUUGCUAUCAUUCGGAGAAUCAGAGCAGUUAAGGUGUUAGAGCUUCCCUGUGACUCCAGACAGCACAUCUCCAGCCAUCUCAGUGGCAGCCGAGGAGGUGGCUGACCUGGGCUGGGGUAGGCUUUUCUUGACAACAUUUGGCCUUCAUUUCCCUAUAUCAGAGCAAUUAUUUUUCACUUAAUUUUCAUAUAACUUCCAAUACUGACAAAAUAAAGAAAAAUAGGGGUUAUUGAUGUAUAUUUUAAUAAAACGUACUUUGCUUUUUCAACUUGUAA